Amyelois transitella is the source of this 5538-nucleotide messenger RNA. RefSeq names its product protein couch potato (gene cpo). The transcript is spliced from 9 exons. Gene Ontology annotation, molecular function: mRNA binding. Bases 124 to 1086 code for a protein of 320 amino acids. The record is from RefSeq and is a predicted model, not a curated record. NCBI's taxonomy places the organism in Eukaryota, Metazoa, Arthropoda, Insecta, Lepidoptera, Pyralidae.
UCGGCACAGAGUCCCGCGGCUACGGGCGGCGCAGGGGUGCAGCAGGCGGCAGGAGCGACACAAGGCGCGCUGGUGCCGCCGCAGCAACCUUCGCCGCGGGCCGCCUCCCCUCAGCACAAGAGCAUGGAGCUCGCGCUCUGUCAAAGCAUGGAUUCAGUCAAUACCGCCACAACAGAGGAAGAGGUCCGGACUUUGUUCGUGAGUGGACUGCCGAUGGAUGCAAAACCUCGCGAACUAUAUCUUCUGUUUCGAGCAUAUGAGGGUUACGAGGGCUCCCUCCUAAAGGUUACCAGUAAGAACGGAAAAACAGCAUCGCCUGUCGGGUUUGUCACAUUCCAUACUCGAGCGGGGGCAGAGGCAGCUAAACAGGAUCUUCAGCAGGGCGUCCGAUUCGACCCCGACAUGCCGCAAACGAUUCGGUUGGAGUUCGCUAAAAGCAACACGAAGGUCAGCAAGCCGAAGCCGGCAGUUGCCACAGCCGCGCCAGCCGCACACCCUGCAUUGAUGCACCCACUCACUGGACACUUGACGAGUCCGUUCUUCCCUGGCGGAGGCGCUGAGUUGUGGCACCACCCACUAGCGUAUGGUGGCGAGCUGCCAGCGCUAUCGCACGGACUGGUGCAUCCAGCCAUCCACCCGCAGAUGGCUCCUACUCCCCUGACGCUGGGCGCUUGCGUGCUCCCGGCGCCCGCACUAGGCUCCCCGGGCGCGGCCGUCCCGGGCCAUGCGCCGGCGCCACCCGCGCACCCCGCGCACCCUGCCCCGCCUUGCUCCACUCUGUUCGUCGCUAAUCUUGGACAAUUCGUAUCCGAACACGAACUAAAGGAAAUUUUCAGCAGCUGCCCGGGUUUCACCCGGCUCCGCCUGCUGUCGGGGGGCAACGCCGGCAGCACCGGGCCGGUGGCCUUCGUGGACUUCGCUAGUCCGGCCGACGCCGGCGCCGCCAUGGCAAGGCUGCAGGGCGCGCUGCUCCUCAGCUCCGAGGGGGCAAUCCACGUGGAAUACGCAAGGCAUAAGAUGGCACACAACGGCUGGAUUCUCGCACAUGAAGGAGCCAAAGGCGGAGAAGAGGCCGAACAGCAUUAGCUCGUUCGUGGCUCUCGGCACUUGACAACCAGCUAACUGAGGGACGCGCAAUCUUGAUCCUCUAAGUCGCAUCGGAACCACGGGAGACGGAGCUUACUACGGCAACACCUACGUAUGUCCGCAUUACGGCUAAUUCGGAUCAAGAUUCCUCAGGUCUAGUAGACCGCAUAGUAACGUCUAGAACAUAAGCUCUGUCUCCUCUUUUGUUAAUCUUUUCCGUUUACCAGCGUCAGAGGUGUGGUGUAUCAUAAAUACCAAAUUUAGCAAGUUUAUUGUAUUAUUAUUAACAUUCCAAGUUAUUGUUUACCUUAAAUAAUUAAAUUAAUAUAAUUUGAAAUUAUUAUUCAGUAAAUUUAAUCUAUGUUUGUUUAAUAUUAUUCAUUUUUAUUAUGUAAUAUAAGAUUUAUUUACAACUAACUUAUUGUUCGAAAAGUUUGUAUAUUUGUUUCAACAUGACCGAUGUAUACAACUGAGAGGAUUUGUUAUGAUAUAGCGUAUAGCCAGAAAUUAAACAUUUUAGGAUAAAUCUCAUUCGAAUAAGCUAAAAACCAAAGGUGCCCUUCAUAGAAACAUUACGUUUUGUUAAAUAAUAUUUCAAGUUGAAUGAUUUUAAUAAAGUUGUAUGUAAUUAUUACGAUACUUUUGUUUUAGCCUCGAUAAUGUUAGCGUAUUUAAAUAAAUUUCAUGACUAUUUCAAAUUAUAUUUACCUAAUACUUUCUUAGUAAUUUUAUAUAAUGUUCAAUCACUCGUUAAAGCACUGGCACUCUAGUGUUGGUCUUACGAUCCUUUCUACCUGUAAAUGAAAUUAUUGCAAUAAUUAUUUAAAAAUACUAUGACUUGACGCGGAAGACGGUCGCCUCGUUGCGCUGACUGUCGAGUGCAUUGCAUCACUGAACUAUCGCUCAUCGCAUUGUAUCUUUCUAUUCAACUAUUGUAACCAAUUUAUUUUUUGAAACUUUUAUUUCAAAAUUACACAAACAUUUCUUGUGCCUUGCAAAAUUGUGACGAAAAGGAAUAUUUGAUGAUAACAUUUAUAAUUCCCUACAGCUGUCCCUUUGUUUCUGUCAAACUUCACUGAUCCCGUUCGUGAACGAUGCGACGCAAUCGAGAGGAGUUCAGUCUUGCUGCGAGAAUUUAGCCUUGGCCUUAUGAGAGUUAAAUAAUUAAAUGUAAUCAUUAUAUUAAUUAAUAGUAUCUAAUUACUUGGCGACGUGCGCGCCUGCGCUGAAUAGUGAAACAAUUAUUCUACUAUCUGCAUGCUUUGACGAGCUUUUUGGUAAUAAUCUAAUUUAAACUUUAGUAGUUACUUUAAUUGUGUAAUCGUUAGGUGAAUAAUACUAGGUAAGGGUAUUUAUUGUAGACAAUCAGCAUAGUUGCAUUACUAUUUAAUGAAAGUUAUUCGUACAUAAUAAUGAAACAAUGUAAUGAAAUUUUAAUUACUAAAGUGUUAGGGUUAAUCAAAUGGAAGAUUAAUAUAUUUUUUAUUUUUAGCUAGUUGACUUUCGCAAACAGAUCGACUACUUAGUUACCUUCACUGAUCACAGUGACAAUUAAGUACACAUCAAUGCGAGAUAGCAAUAAACCAAAAAUGAAAUCUAAAUGUUAUUAUAGGUAUCUAGUGUCGUAAUCUGCUGAUGUAAACAUGUAAAAAUUAUACAAAAAAAAAUAAAAAAAAAUAUCCCUGCUUAGGCUAUAAUGAGAUAAAUAAGGUUACGGAUAUUCUUGGGUUAAAAUCUUGACGCGACAAAUCUAUGAGGCAUUCACGAACUCCGGCGCCUGCGCGUGCGCACGCUGGCGUUGCAAAAGAGAUUCCGCAUGUGAAUUCUUAUGAAAAUCUCUUAGUCAAUAUUAAAUAAAAAUUUCGUCAAUUUUUGACUUAGCAAAAUUUUAUACGUUGUUUAUAUUGUAACUUUCAGAUACCGAGCGUCGGGCGUAUAGACCAAAGAUAAAGCAUAUACUUACAUAAUUAUAAUACUAACCUCAAACCGAACCAAACUUGUAUUUUGUAGGCAGUCUAGUGCUGGUCAUGUUCGUUUUUAUAUGUUGGGAUUUUAAUCUUCACUGUCAAUUUUAGCGACACAUGGUUUCCAUUAUUGCAGGGUGAGACCGAAACCCACAUUUACAUACGGGUGGCAACUAAAUAAGGUAUCUAAGAGACUAUUUUUAAUUGUUACCUACCAUUGCUAUUUAUAUUCACCAAUUUGAAAUGACCUAUAAUAUUUUAGAGGUUUAUUAAGUUUAUCGUCUCAAAAAACUGUCUUAUUAAAUAAUUCAUCAGAUAAAUAAUAAUAUUGUCCGUGACGUCAAGUCAUUUCAAAAUCUUUGGAGUAUUCUCUUAUAUAUUCGUAAUUCAUUGUCUGUUUUAAUAAUUAAGCUAAGUCAAUGUUUACUUAUUUAAUUCGAUAUAAUGCUAAUUCGUAUGUAAGUAAUUGUGUAAUAAUGUAGUAGUGAUCUCCCAUACCUUCGGCGUGAAGCGUCCCCGAUCGUACUCUAAAAUACAACGAAAAGUUUAUUUUUCUUUUCUGUUGUCGCUUUAUAGAUCAUUUGAUGGUUGUAUUAAGCUCUCUUUAUAAAAAGCAAAUAGAUGUUGUUUUAUUUUAUAAUUCUACAGCCAUCAAAUGUUUUAAGCAAUUUUGAUUUACGCGGUAUCUUUGCGAUCGCCAUCUUGCAUAUGUUUACAAAAUGAAUCCGAUUUAAGAUGGCGGCCAGGAUUCGCAAUAUUCGUAGGGGACGCUGACGCCGCCAUGAUUCCGUCCAACAACCGUAGAUAGCGAGUAAGAGACGUCCAGUGGCUGCGGACACGGCUACGUCACCUUUUGCGGGACUACUCGAUACAUAUCAUCGUGUAAUAUUAAUGUGUAAUUAGGAGUAAAGAGCGGUUUCAUAGAGACGUUUAUUCUGUAAUCUCGUCUACUACUUGUAAUGCAAUCGGCUAUAUGUCACGCUAUAUACAAAAUCGAUUUGGGUUGAGAUAACUCGCUUGCAAUUAUGUCUUUUGCCAGAAAUCAAUUUUCGCUUAACAUUCUCAUUUCGUUUAAAUGUAAACAACCGACACGAAAUGCCCUAAAGCGAUAUUUUCUUAACGUUUACUGUGAAAUCGACUAAAUGGUAUUUGGAUCGUCGUCCGUAAAGGACUCGGAGUGUGACAUUGGCCCGCAUGUGAUAGGGUAGAGUAGGGGUGUAGCAUCGCCUUGCAAGUUAGGUUAAGUGAAGCGGUAUCACACAAACACCGUAUAUCAAAAACAUAUCAAUUCUGUGCCCCUUAUAAAUUUAGUUAAAUACUAUUCUAAGAGAUACAUAUGAAUAGAAUAAAGAGACAAAAUAAUCGUUUGGAGUAUCAAAUACAUACUAAGUGUUGUUUUCGUACGUUGGUAAAGUAAUAUCGAUUAGAUUGUGUUUUGAGAUGUGGAUCAUUACGCAUAGUACCCGAGUAGUGUCGCGCAAGUUCCAUUUAUUUAAUGUCGCUGUAGAUUUUUAAAUGUUAUUUUAACUGUUAUUAUCUUUAAAUACAUAAAUGAUAUGGCUUAAUUACCAAAUUAAUUUUAACAGUUCGGUUGAAUUCAGUAUUAAAGUCGUUGUUUUAUUUUCUGUAAGGAGAUUCUUGCGCAUUGCUGAGGACUUAUUUGUAUAUCGAGCAAAAUAAACCAUACAAACUAUAUAGCUAGUAAUUAAUUGUUAGAUUUGUGUGACUUGAAUUAUUUAAUGCUUUUAGAGCAGAGGUAAAGUGUUAUUGUGGUUUAAGGAAGACAUAAUGACAUUGUAAAAAUAGUGAUAAAUUUAGCUUAAUUAUCAUUAUUACAACUUUUAUAGAUGUUCAUUCAUUUUCUUUUCUUACUUCGUGGAGUAUGUGGCAUUGGAGACGUCAUUGUUAAUUCAAAUAAAUUGAGCUCAUCCUCAAUGGAAGUUUUUAUUCUUUGAUAACCCUGUCUCGGAUUAACGACUUUACAAGUCUCCAAGUAAAAGUUUCCAACAGAACAGACUUGAUAUCUGUUAUUUUAGUUCCAGCGUUCAGAUUUUGAAAUAUCGAAGUUACCCCGCUGUUAUCAAGAUGAAUGGUCUCAAGGCAGACAUGUUUCUCAAUACACGUCAGCGUGUUUAUUCUUUCUGUCAAUAAUCUUGUAAUAUUCGAAACUUAGUUCUAAAUUGUAGGUGUCUAGUUUAGGAUAACAGAUUAGACAUAAAUGAUGGUUGAGCUUUUAAACUUUGCUUUGUAGAUUUAUCUGCUUCAUACGUCGCCUUGUAAAAGGAAUUGCAUUGAAAUAUUAUUGUUUGUAUUGAUAUGUCCCAUACAUUCAUUUUACGAGGUCGACGUAAAUGAAUCUUUCAGUGAAGUUGCUAUGAGGUCUCCUAAUUUCAAUGAUAACUUAUGGCAGUGUUGUAUUUAUGUUAUUAUUAGUUUUAAAGCAUUAUAGGGUCCAAAGAUUGGGAAUAAACAUAUGUGACAAAUUAAA